Sodiomyces alkalinus F11 is the source of this 2751-nucleotide messenger RNA. RefSeq names its product ARM repeat-containing protein. The coding region runs from base 1 to 2751 and encodes 916 amino acids. The record is from RefSeq and is a predicted model, not a curated record. The transcript is spliced from 4 exons. Gene Ontology annotation, cellular component: microtubule plus-end; kinetochore; centrosome. NCBI's taxonomy places the organism in Eukaryota, Fungi, Ascomycota, Sordariomycetes, Glomerellales, Plectosphaerellaceae. Gene Ontology annotation, biological process: mitotic spindle organization; establishment or maintenance of microtubule cytoskeleton polarity; microtubule polymerization. Gene Ontology annotation, molecular function: microtubule plus end polymerase activity; microtubule plus-end binding.
AUGGGUGACGAGCCGGACUUUAGCUCCUUGCCCCUGACCGACCGGUGGGUGCACAAGGUAUGGAAAGUUCGCAAAGAAGCCUACGAAGAUGGCGCCAAGCAGUUCGCUGCCACCGCCGACCAAUACGCUGAAGUUUUCCGACCUUUCCUACAAGACUCCAGCCUAUGGAAAGGCGCCGUUGCAGAUUCCAACGUCGCCGCUCAACAAGAGGGUCUCGCCGCCUACUGCGCCUUCCUCGAGUUCGGAGGCAAGGAACAUGGGACGAGGACGCGAAACCAAACCGUCGUUCCCCUCGUCGAGAAGGGCUUACCGUCGACGCGCGCCGCAGCCAAGGAGUCCGCUCUGAAGGCCCUCCUCCUCCUGAUCGACGUCGACGCACCGGGUCCCGUCAUCGAAGAGUUGCUCCCCGCCCUGUCGAACAAGCAGCCCAAGGUCGUGGCCGCCACCCUCAACGCCCUCGUCACCAUCUACCACAGCUACGGUUGCAAGACGGCCGAUCCGAAACCCGUGCUCAAGGCCUUGCCGAAAGCCUUUGGCCACGCCGACAAGAACGUGCGAGCCGCUGCCCAGAGCCUUGCCGUCGAGUUCUACCGAUGGCUUCGCGACGCCAUGAAGCCCAUGUUCUGGGGAGACCUGAAGCCCACCCAGCAGUCCGACCUCGAAGCCCAGUUUGAAAAGGUCAAGGCCGAGCCCGCGCCGAAGCAGGAGCGCUUCCUCCGCUCCCAACAAGAAGCCAUGGCCCGGGCCCCUCCCCCUGCCGAAGGGGAAGCCGAAGGAGCCGGCCCCGAGGGGGGGGACGAGGAGCCGGCCGAGGUCGACGCCUUUGAUCUGGCCGAACCCCAAGACGUCACUGCCAAGAUCCCCCCCAAUUUCCACGACAACCUGGCUUCCUCCAAGUGGAAGGACCGCAAAGAGGCCCUCGAAGGUCUAUACGCCGCCCUGAACGUGCCGCGUAUCAAGGACGGCGAUUUCAACGAGAUCAACCGAGGCCUGGCCAAGUCUAUGAAGGAUGCCAACGUCGCCGUCGUCACCCAGGCCGCCCAAUGUAUCCAAGUGCUCGCCAAGGGCCUGCGUAGUGCCUACGGCAAACACCGGUCCGUCGUCAUGGGCCCCGUCAUGGAGCGUCUGAAGGAGAAGAAGCAGACGGUGGCCGAGGCACUCGGCGCUGCCUUGGACCAGGUUUUCCUCGCCACCAGCCUGUCGGAAUGCUUGGAGGAUAUCACCUCGUUCCUCGGCCACAAGAACCCUCAGGUCAAGGAGGGGACCAUGAAGUUCCUCAUCCGAUGUCUUCGGGCCACCCGCACCGUGCCCAGCAAAGCCGAGAUUGGCUCCAUCGUCGAGUCGGGCAAGAAGCUCUUGUCCGAGGGGAGCGAGGGUCUGCGAUCCGGUGGCGCCGAAAUCCUCGGCACCGUCAUGAAGAUUGUCGGAGACCGGGCCAUGAACCCGCAUCUGGAAGGGCUCGACGACAUUCGCAAGAACAAAAUCAAGGAAUUCUUCGACACCGCCGAGGUCAAGGCCAAAGAGAAGCCGAAGCCGCCCCCUCCCGCAGCCAGGCCUCCCCCUGCCGCCGGUGGUCCGAAGAGGGCGGUCGGAGGAGCGAGGAAGCCAGCCGGCGGCCCGAAGAAACCCAUCAUGCCCCCCUCGAGUCCGAGCCCGCCUGUUGCUGCGCAAGAGAGUGCGCCCCUCGCGCCACAGCCGACGUCGAGAUCGGCGCCGGGGGGGGCAGGCAAACUCGGAAUGCCGAAAUCGUCCGGUCUUGCCGGACUGAAGGCGCCCCAGAAGCGCCUUGCGGGCCCAGGCGCCGCAUCACCCCGCCGACCGAUCAUGCCAGACGACGAUCCGGCCCCUGCAGCCGCCGCCGCCGCCGCCCCGCCAUUAGCUCAACCCCGUCUCGGACUCGGUCGCGGCGGUCUGGCCGGCCGGUCACUAGCCAAACCGACCCCUGCGCCGGUACAAAUGCCCCCCGCCUCGCCCCCGCCGUCCAGCGGGCUCACGGCCGUGGAAAGGGCCGAGCUGGAGGAGCUGCGCGCCGCGAACGAGCGGCUGACCCGGCAGGUGGAGGAGAUGCGACACGAGCGGAACAAGUUCCUCUCGGAAAUCCAGGAGCUCAAGAACCAGAACGCCGGCCUGAUCGAGGACCACACGCGCGACGUCCUGAGCAUCAAGGCCAAGGAGACGCAGCUGGUCCGGGCGAGGAGCGAUGCCGAGGCGACCGAGCAGGUCAAUGAGCGGCUGAGGCGCGAGCUGGACAGGUUGAAGAGGGCGCUUAAUAAUGCUGAGGGCCUGGCUUCCAGGGCUGGCAUGACAAGUCCAAGCAUCUCGUCGCCGACUCAUGACGACGUGGGCAUUUAUAGGGAUCAUUCCUACGGGGCCUCCGGUAGUCGGAACCGCAUGAGUUUCGCCAGCACGCUCUCCGAGGAGAAGGAGAACGGGGAAGGUCAUUACCACCGGUCGAAGCUCAGCCCCGACCUCCGUUAUGGGGGGGCGUCGGGACGGGGCAGUCCGGCUAGGGGAUUCCGGAGUGCCGUGGCCACCCCCGUCGACGACAACAUGCGGGAGCCGUCUCACACGGCAGUCAGCUCGGGGUCAAGCGGCGCCGGCUACAACGGCGGUGUUGGCGGUGGGGGCGCUGCGGCGGCUGCUGCUGCUGCUGGGGGGGUGGAAAGCUGGAAGCGGGCUGCUGAGGUGACGAGUCAGCUGAAGGCACGGAUUGAGCAGAUGAAGGCCAAGCAAGGGUUCGCUCGACCGUAA